Molecule: messenger RNA, 3789 nt
Organism: Acanthocheilonema viteae
Lineage: Eukaryota; Metazoa; Nematoda; Chromadorea; Rhabditida; Onchocercidae
Source: the annotation of a GenBank genome assembly
AUGGAACCCAUUCCGGAGGAAGAUCACGAGCUUACUUCAUUUUCUCCCGCACAUACUAUAAAGCACGAAAAGAAAUCUCGGCUUACAGAAGUGUAUACAUCAGAACAAGUAGACACUCUUGUAAGCAGAGUACCUCAGUCAGCAAUAGCAGAUACAUGGAAGCCAAGAAAGAAGGACGAACCAUCACAUUCAGUACUCCCUUCAACAUAUUUAUCCGAAACGUUAGCUGGACCAACCAGUGCACGCGGUUCAACAUAUUCCUACACUUACGAGUCACAUUAUGAUGAGCCUCCCGACGAAACAUCACCCGAUGUUCGAUUGCUAAAUAAAGAAGUUAAUGGUGAUAUUGAGCGACAUUCAUCUCAAACAAAAAAAAUAACUCGCGUUACCAAAGUAACAACAACAAGGUCGGUGCGUCAUUUACCUGUCGCUAAUCAAGAAGCCGAAUAUUUUUUUGAUGCCGAUGGAAGUCCGUUACCAGUUACACGUACAACUCCGCCCUACGAACAUGAUGAAGAUAUUUCCUGUCGACAUGACAUUGCUUAUGAUGCACCACCACCUGCUCCAAGUUCAUUCCAUGAAGCUGAAUGCUAUGCUUUACGAGAUGUUCCAAGUGCACCCGGCGUUCCAGAGAUUACUGACGUGACUAGCUACGAUAUUGGUUUGACGUGGCAGUGUCCAGAUAUGCAAGGGAGAGCUGGCUCAGUUAUUGGUUACCAGGUUGAAAUAUGUGAAAUUGGAACUUCUGAAUGGUACCUCGCUCAUGAAGAUCUGAUCAAGGAAAAUAGAUUUAGAAUUAAAGAUCUCAAUCCUCACGUCGAGUAUGAAAUAAGAGUUGUUGCUGUUAACUCGGCAGGUCGUGGUAUGCCUUCAGCCACUUCGGCAAGUGUGCAGCUGCGAUUGGAUUAUGAUUUACACUCUGAUUUUAAUGGUUGGAGAGGGAUGGCACCUGGUCGACCUUACGUACUAUUACUUGAUUCUGAUCGCAUUAUAUUGGAAUGGGCGCCAGCAAUUGCGAAUCCUGGCUCUGCGCCCGUGGCAGGCGGCAGUAAUUGGAUACAAUCAAAUGAUUAUCUAAUAACAGCAUGCAGAACUGAAGUAUUGAAUUUAAAACCGAAUGGAGAAUAUGAGUUCCGAGUAAUAGCGAAAACUGCCGAUGGCCCGUCUGAACCAAGUCCGUCGUCCGGUUUUAUUCGUUUGAAACCACCUGUUCCGUCUCGUGUUCCACCUACGACGAAGACAGAAAGUAGCUUUUCUCCUCCUGGACAACCACAGAUAGAGGAACUUGAAUUAAACUGGGUACGACUGCAUUGGGCAGAAGGUGGAUCACCAGACGAGCCUCCAGCUUCAUAUAUUGUCGAAUAUCGAGAAAUUGGUGAUCCGUUAUGGUAUACCGCGACAACGGUUGUUUCUACUACGUCCUAUACUGUGGAAUGUCUUCGUCCAAAUUCUACUUAUGAAUUCCGCGUAAUUGCACGUGCUCGUAAUGGUAGUGUAUCAGCGCCUUCAGAAGUUUCUGAUGUUGUACAUCUGCGACCAUCCAUUAAAUCUGGAGUCUUGCAUGGAGUUCCAGCAAAGCCACAACCACCAGAAUAUAUCGACUUCGGCAACGAUGAUCGUGUGACACUCUGCUGGUUUCCAGCUGCGAGUUCUUUACCGAUACAGGGCUAUGAUAUUGAAUUCCGAGACCAUCAGCAGGAUGCUGCGUGGUACAAAGUAAAUGAAGUACUUCUUCGCUCCUGCAAAAUGACAGUUGGUGACCUUAUACCUGGUCAUGAGUACCAGUUUCGCGUUAUAGCAUGCAAUUCUAUUGGUUACUCAGUACCUUCAGAUCCUUCACCAGGAGUACACAUAGGAAUAUCUUACAAUGGCGAUGAUAGUUACGUAGAAACAGCAACUUAUGGAACUGUUCCACUGCUUCAGGAUGAAAUUGUACGCGAAUCGCCACCUUUGCCUGAUCGUGAUGAUUCUCCACCACCGAUACACAGGAAAUUUCUGCGGGAAAGAGACGUGCAUUGGAGAGAUCCAACGCUUAGAGAAGUGAUUGAAUAUUUGGAUAGCGCAAAUAAGGUUGAACAACUCAAUGCAUCCGGCUACUUGCAGCAUUUGACCUAUAAUGAUAAUGCUAUUAAAGAGGAAACAAGAGAACUAAAUGGAAUUCCGAAACUUGUUCGUUUACUUGGUAGCGAUGUACCCGACAUACAGAAAAAUGUUUGUGGUUGCUUGAAGAAUCUGUCAUUUGGGAAAGAAAAUGAUGAAAAUAAGCGUGCUAUUAAUGGCGCAGGUGGAAUCGUUGCUUUAGCUGCGCUGUUGAAGCAGACUCACGAUGCGCAAGUGAUGGAGGAAGUCACUGCUACUCUAUGGAAUCUCUCAAGUUGCGAUGACUUGAAACCAACAAUACUUAAUCAAGUUUCGGAACCAAUAAAUCAACGUAUUGUUGUACCUGGUUCUGGAUUAACUGGAAACAAUACUGAAAGUGGACGCAAUAUGUCACACAGCAUCAAUAUAAAUGUUUCGGCUGCUUCCUCAAAUGCCAGAAAAAUACUUCGUGGAUGUCCUGGCUUAAUCGAAAGCCUUGUACAUUAUUUGCAUCAUGCAGUUUUGAGGAAUCAGAUUGAUACACGUACUGUCGAAAAUGUUGUGUGCACUUUACGUAAUCUCAGCUACCGGCAAGCUUUAAUUCAAGAAGUAAAGGAUGAAAAUUACGACCCUAAAGCUGAUUUUGAAGUUACGCAACGGGAACGCAAUAAGUCGGCUCCUUCAGAAAGUCCUAAAAACAAGAAGAAAGAAUCUAAUAAAAAAAAAAAAAUUGGGCAAAUCUCUGCAUUGAAUGGAUCAGAAAGUGUGACGGAAGCAGAAUUGUUAUGGCAGCCGCAGCUGGUAAAACUGUAUCUAAAGUUAUUGCAAGAAGCGUCAAAUCCUGAAAUUCUGGAGGCAUGUGCUGGUGCAAUACAGAACCUUGCUGCGUGCCAUUUCGAGCCAUCAGUUAAUGUCAGAGCCUGUAUACGUACAGAAAAAGGUUUGCAUGUGCUUGUGGAACUAUUACGAUUGAAUGACGAUAAAGUUGUUUGUGCUGUAACAACAGCUUUACGAAACCUUUCGCUUGAUCAGCGGAAUCGCGAACUGAUCGGCAAAUAUGCGAUGAAAGAUCUGGUGGCAAAGUUGCCUCGAGCUGACCAACGAUUUCGAGAUCCAAAUGUGAGCGAUGCAACAAUUGGAGCAAUUUUGGGCAUAUUGUUUGAAACUGUCAAGCAUUCCGCAGAUUUUACAAGAAAUAUCCAUGAAUGUGGAGGGACCGAUCGACUACGAAAUUUAGCAAGUUUACAUCAUAUAUACAGCACUCGUAUUUGCAAAUAUGCGUCGCAGGUUCUUUACCUGAUGUGGCAGCAUAAAGAACUUCAUGAUGGCUUCAGACGAAACGGUUUGAAAGAGUCAGAUUUUUAUUCGGGAACAACAAUUCGUGCCCGUGAUGCGACAACACUAUCUCGGCCAAUAUCAUCACAAGGCGCUGAGCGUCCAACACAUUUAAAAAGUGAAAAUUUUGAUGACAGUGCGAGCACAUACGGAACCGGACGAUAUGAUACAUUGGAUAGUAGGGCGAGUGCACCAGAAGGUUCUGCACAUGGCAAAACUUCUCCUGAGAAUAAUCCACAAAAUCUUUCUCUGCAAAGUUGCAGUAGCAAGAUGCAUUCGUCUGGACCUCAUAACCAGGCUGGUGAACCGCUCUACGCUUCGGUACAUAAACGCAGUGAACGCUGUGGCCCAACGGGUGGUGAUAGCUGGGUAUGA